CGCGGGAUGUGAGCGCCUUGCGCCGGGGAGCUGGUGGCCGCAGGGGAGCUGGACUUUAGACGGAAUGGGAAAGAAGCAGGUGCGUCCUCCACGAGCCCUUCCACCUGCACCAAGUGCUGUUCAAGGUGAUAUUCCACUUAAUCGUCCUAAGAAAAAGAAGCCCAGAACAAAAAACACACUAGGUAGUGCUUCUUCAGAAGGCCUUGUUCAGACUACUGUCCACAGGCCAUCUGAGGACAGUGAGCCUCCAACUGAAGAACACGUAGAGCAGCCAGAAGCUCCUGCGCAAAGGAGGCAGAAGGCGGCGAGGCGACGUCCUGAAUUGGAGACUUCCUUCACCCAAAAGAGGACAUCUAGUCCAUCUUUAUUUCAAAAUGAAAAUGGUACCGAUAUGGAGCCAGCGAAGGAGGCAGUUAUUCAGAAACCUCGAAGGAAGACAAAGAAAACCCAGCCAGCAGAAUUACAGUAUGCCAAUGAACUAGGAGUAGAAGAUGAAGACAUAAUUACUGAUGAGCAAAGUAGUCCAGAGCAACCGUCUAUCUUCACCGCACCCACUGGCAUUAGCCAGCCUGUAGGCAAAGUGUUUGUGGAAAAAAGCCGGCGAUUCCAGGCUGCUAAUCGCUCAGAGUUGAUAAAGACCACAGAAAACAUAGAUGUGUCAAUGGACAUGAAGUCUUCCUGGACAACCAGAGAUGUUGCAGUUUCAGUGCACCGGGCUUUCAGGAUGAUUGGUCUCUUUUCUCAUGGCUUCUUGGCUGGCUGUGCUGUCUGGAAUAUUGUUGUGAUAUAUGUGCUAGCAGGAGAUCAGCUUUCUAACCUCUCAAACCUUCUGCAACAAUACAAGACCUUAGCGUAUCCAUUCCAGAGUCUUCUUUACUUGCUGUUGGCUCUAAGUACAAUUUCAACUUUUGACAGGAUUGACUUUGCGAAAACAUCAGUAGCAAUUCGAAAUUUUUUUGCCCUGGAUCCAACAGCUUUAGCAUCUUUCUUGUACUUUACUGCUCUUAUACUAUCUCUGAGUCAGCAAAUGACAAGUGAGAGAAUCCACCUUUACACACCUCCUUCUGUUAAUGGUAGCCUCUGGGCAGCAGGAAUUGAGCAACAGGUUCUCCAGCCAUGGAUUGUUGUGAAUCUGGUGGUGGCCCUUCUGGUUGGAUUAUCUUGGCUUUUUUUGUCUUACAUGCCAGGCAUGGAUCUUAGCGAAGAGUUGAUGUUCUCCUCUGAGAUGGAAGAAUAUCCUGGAAAAAAUAAAGGAAUCAAAGCUUCCUCAUAAUGCUAACUCACCUCCAGAGUAAUAAUGAAUUUUUGCUCUGUAUUUAGAACUUUUCCCAAUCUUGUUUUUAAAUGUAUUUUUCUAAGAAAUGUACAGAUGUAUUUGGAAUUGAUUUUUUGAUGAUACAAUAUUGCAAAUUUUCUCAAGAUAAUGUAAAAUGUUAAAAUUGUAUCUGCAAUUUAUACUAAAACAUUAACCUCCAUAGCAUUAUCAUUUUAAAUGACAAAGGAGAUAAUGAGCUAGAGACUAGUAGGUGAGAGUAUUUAUUUCCUGUUCUCUUAAUUUAGUUGCAUUUAUAAUCAUUAUCUUAAAAAGCACUAAUACAGAAAAAGCUUCAACUUUAGUAUUACAAAAUAUAUAUCAAGUUUAAACAUAAAAUUUAGGUAACAAGGAAUGGGGAGAAAAAGACCUUUCUUUAUUUUUAAUGUCUCCUUACUGAAUAAAUUGGAAUAUGAAAUUUUUCUUUUUUGAAACUGCCUUAGUGGUUGUUUAUCAUGUAGUAAGUAUAAUAUAAUUUAGCUUGUAAGAUGCUUUAAUAUUAAUAAAAAGGAAAUGUACCUUUUUCUUUUAAAAGUUUUACAACCAUGGAAGUUUAUUUCCCUUUGAAAACUCUACCAGUGGCCUCCUUAUCUGGUCACACAUCAUAGUCCUCUAGAGAGCUUUAAAAAAAACAUAUGCAGCAAAAGAGAAGCUGAAUGGGCCAAGAGCUCAGGGGAAUAAAGGAGAGGCCUUUUGAGCCUGUUGAGCUAGCACUCAGUUGACCUCUGCAGAGCCCUUUCCUCUGCCUCUUUUUUUACAUGACGAAGAAAUAUGAGUAGAAAUUCACCAUGCCUAUUCUCAAACUCUUGGUCAGAGAGGUAUCUGGCUCCUCAGGAAAACCCAGUCUUGAAGUGGGUCUUACACUGAAAUAAGUCUCUUCAGAGCUGUAUACAGUGGUGCCUCAACUGGUAUAAGACCCUAGGGCACAAGACAGUGGUAAGACUGCUGUGGAAAAAGGUGUCUCAAAGGCUCUUGAGCACAUCAGUAAAACUAUUGGCUUGAUUAGCAAUCAACUGAAUGUUGUGGAACGUAAGAGGACUGACAAAUUGGAUAGAGAUGGAUGGCUUUGAGAACAGGUCUAAAUUUGGUGUGAGCACUGUACCAGGAGUAUUUUGCUGUCUAUAAGGUUGGAGUUGCUGAAAAGGGGAUUCCGCUGCUGUCACAGAAUCGUGAAUGUGCUGGCAAUUCUGAAGUUAUCUUUCCUGUUCCAGCUUUCACUGUGAUCAGCCAUGGUUUUCUUGCUGGCAACA
Messenger RNA from Manis pentadactyla (Chinese pangolin), 2562 nucleotides. It is a transcript of the gene TMEM237, whose product is annotated as transmembrane protein 237. Lineage: Eukaryota; Metazoa; Chordata; Mammalia; Pholidota; Manidae. The coding region runs from base 65 to 1273 and encodes 402 amino acids. The transcript has 13 exons. The record is from RefSeq and is a predicted model, not a curated record. Gene Ontology annotation, biological process: cilium assembly. Gene Ontology annotation, cellular component: ciliary transition zone.